This is a messenger RNA of Aspergillus alliaceus, 900 nucleotides long. RefSeq names its product 5'/3'-nucleotidase SurE. Gene Ontology annotation, molecular function: nucleotidase activity. The record is from RefSeq and is a predicted model, not a curated record. Lineage: Eukaryota; Fungi; Ascomycota; Eurotiomycetes; Eurotiales; Aspergillaceae. The transcript is spliced from 2 exons. The coding region runs from base 1 to 900 and encodes 299 amino acids.
AUGCAUUUUCCCGCCAUCCUCGCUCUACUCCCUCUUGCAGCUCAGGCUGUGAAUAUCAUCUCCGCAAAUGAUGACGGCUGGGCCGAGAAGAACAUCCGCACGCUGUACGACUCAUUGACCGCGGCCAGUCACUCGGUUGUGAUUUCGGCGCCCGCAGAGAACCAGAGCGGAAAAGGCUCCUUGGACAAAGAACCCACCGGACUGUCCGAGCCCUGCGAAUUCGACAGCUGCCCUGAAGGCAGCCCCGCAGUGGGACACAACGCGACCCAGCCUCGUUGGAACUACGUGAAUUCCUACCCCGUCACGUCGAUCAAACACGGUAUCCAGAACUUGUCGACCACAUUCUUCAACGGCGAGCCGGAUCUCGCCGUCACAGGUCCAAACGUCGGCGCCAACCUCGGCGUUGUGACCUCCUUUUCCGGCACAGUAGGCGCCGCCUGCUACGCCGCACAUGAGGCAGGCAUUCCGGCGAUCGCCUUCUCGGGAGGCAGCGGCUCCCCGACCGCAUGGGACGAUCCCACGCCCGACUACGCGAAGCUCUACGCCGAGUUAGCCACCAAAGUAGUCGGCGCGGUCGUGGCCGCUGGCAAGCCUUAUCUCCCCGAAGGUGUCUUCCUGAACGUCAACUUCCCCAAGGUAAACGACGGGAAGUGCAACAAAGCCGACGACUUCAAGUUUGUGCUCUCGCGCAUCUACGACGCUGUACCGCUGGUGUCGAGCAAAGAUGUGGAAACCUGCAAUAACGAUGAGCGGCUGCCAACGGAGACCAAGGUUACGAGGGCGGGCUGCUACGUGAGUAUCUCGGUGGGUAAGGCGUCAAACAAGAGGGAUGCAAAGGCGGCGCAGCAGGGCGAGGUGUUGAAGAAAUUGGGUGAUUUCCUAACCUGUCUUCCCAAAUGA